CCCUCCUCUCUUGAGGAAUUUUCUUCGAGGAGUUGUUUCCACAGUACAUUCGUUCACAUACACUCUGUUAUACAAGAGGAAUAGUACACUUAGUGUGUAUAGGGUGUGUAGAGUGUGUGUGUGUUUGUAGUGUGUGCAAAUGUGUGUGUGUUUAGUCUACUCAGUAGUCUAGAAGAGGGACAAAUCAAAAUGAGGACAGCGAGUGUACAAGAGCAGGUGUGCCCUGAUCUGAGGGUUGAGAGCUAGGCAUGUUGGGUAAAGACCCCCCCACCACUAGUAGCCUUAACCUGAUGACCUCUGACCCCUCUGACAUCGCUGUGGAACCCAGUGACAUCACAGACGGCCUUGGCAUCAGCAGCAAGAUGUCGGACGUAGUUGAGAGUUUGGACACCAGAGAGUUGGACAUGGGAGAUGGAGAGGAGACUGACAAUGAUCCUACCACCAUAGGGGACAGUCGUAUAGGGUUCAGUGCUGUGUAUCACACUGUGGGUUUUAAGGAGUCAGAAGCCAGGGUCUACCUCCCUACUGUUCCCAUCACUGCUAAGAUCCUGGAGGUGGAGAGGUUCAACACUGCCCAGGACAGGUUCAACAUCACGGCACAGAGGAGUGUCAACAAGAGUCAGCCUGCAGUGUUUAAGAUUGAGCUGAGACAUGGAGAGUUCAGCUGGGUGGUCAAGAGAAAGGAGAAACACUUCAUGGACCUCCACAGAGAACUGGUCCGAUACAAGAUGUUCAUGAAGGUACCGCUACCUUCCCGCAGCCACACAACGAGGAGGAGGACAAUGAAGAAGAGUGAAGCCAGCCAUAUUCCUGAGCUACCUCGUGGCGGAGAUGAGUUGGCACAAGACGAACAGGUCUACAGCAGAAGGAAACAGCUGGAAGAUUAUCUGAACAAGCUGCUAAGGAUGGCCAUGUACAGGAAAUACUACCACACUAUGGAGUUUAUAGACGUCAGCCAGAUGUCCUUCAUCCAUGACCUGGGACCUAAAGGACUGGAGGGGAUGAUACACAAGCGUUCCGGAGGUCAUCGUAUCCCAGGCUUGAACUGCUGUGGUCACAGUGAAGUCUGCUACCGCUGGUCUAAACGCUGGUUGGUGGUGAAGGAUUCGUUCCUCUUCUACAUGAAGCCAGACUCAGGAGCCAUUUCCUUUGUUCUCCUGUUGGACAAAGAGUUCAGCGUCAAAAUGGACUCCAAAGACACAGAGACCAAAUACGGACUACGCAUCGACAGCCUCUCCAGGUGCCUUGUACUGAAGUUGAACAGCUACAGACAUGCUCGGUGGUGGGGCCAGGCGAUAGAAGACUUUGUCCGUAAACACGGGAGGGCGUUUCUACGAGACCAUCGAUUUGGUUCCUUCGCUCAGGAGGAGCAGAACAUCCCUGCCAAAUGGUAUGUGAAUGGGAAGACCUACAUGGAGGAUGUAGCCGAUGCUCUGGAAGAAGCUAAAGAAGAGAUCUUCAUCACUGACUGGUGGUUGAGUCCAGAGAUCUUCCUGAAGAGGCCAGUUGUGGAGGGAAACAAAUGGAGACUGGACUGCAUCCUGAAACGCAAAGCACAACAGGGGGUUCAUAUCUUUGUGAUGCUGUAUAAGGAGGUGGAGCUAGCUCUGGGCAUCAACAGUGAAUACAGCAAGAGAACACUAAUGCACCUGCACCCCAACAUCAAGGUGAUGCGCCACCCGGACCAUGUGUCGUCGUCUGUCUACCUGUGGGCGCAUCACGAGAAGAUCAUCGUCAUCGACCAAUCAGUAGCCUUCGUUGGCGGGAUCGACCUGGCAUACGGUCGCUGGGACGACCGAGAGCAUCGCCUGACAGACGUGGGGAGUGUGACACGCUCUGUUGCCCUAGAGAUGGAGCAGUCUCAGAGCUCUGCCAACCAUCCCUCCAGUCGAGGAGUGUCCUCUACUGAGGGUGCCGCCAAUAGCAACGGAGGAAACCAAUCACUGCCUGACAACCCAGGGGUGGAGCUUCCACGGCUGAAGGGGAUUGGUCGAACCAGGAGGAUGCACUUCUCCCUGGUCAAACACCUCCACAAACACACUCUGCAGCAUGCAGACAGCAUCAGCUCCCUGGACAGCGCUGGCAGUGGUUCAGUGCGGAGCCUCCAGACAGGUGUAGGAGAGCUGAGGGGUAACACCAGGUUUUGGCAUGGAAAAGACUACUGCAACUUCGUCUACAAGGACUGGAUACAGCUGGAGAAACCCUUCGAUGACUUCAUUGACAGGUACACCACUCCCAGGAUGCCGUGGCAUGACAUCUCCUCUGUGGUCCAUGGGAAAGCUGCCAGGGACGUGGCCAGACACUUCAUACAGCGCUGGAACUUCUGUAAGAUAAUGAAGCCCAAGUAUCAUUCUCUCUCCUACCCGUACCUUCUGCCCAAGUCUCACAGCAGUGCCAGCGAGCUGAGGUACCAGGUGCCCGACUGUGUUCCCACUAGAGUACAGGUGUUGCGGUCAGCAGCUGACUGGUCAGCGGGUAUUAAGUACCAUGAGGAGUCCAUCCACAACGCCUACCUGCAGACUAUCGCCAGGAGCAAGCACUUCAUCUACAUAGAGAACCAGUUUUUCAUCAGUUGUUCUGACAACAAGAUGGUCUAUAACAAGAUCGGAGAAGCGCUCAUCGAGAGGAUCCUCAGAGCUCACAAGGAGGGCAAGAAGUUCCGUGUGUACGUGGUGACUCCACUACUUCCUGGGUUUGAAGGUGACAUCACAACAGGGGGAGGAAACGCCCUCCAGGCCGUCAUGCACUUCAACUACAGGACCAUGAUCAGAGGUGAAUACUCCAUCAUCUCCCAGCUGAAGAAAGAAAUGGAUGAACUCCAGUGGAUGAACUACAUCUCGUUCUGUGGUCUGAGGACCCACGCUGAACUGGAGGGACGCCUGGUCACAGAACUCAUCUACGUCCACAGUAAGAUGCUCAUCGCAGACGACAACACCGUCAUCAUAGGUUCGGCCAACAUCAACGACCGCAGCAUGUUGGGGAAGCGUGACAGCGAGGUGGCGGUGAUCAUUGAAGACUCUGAGACCGUUACCGCGGUGAUGGACGGACUUGAGUACCAGGCUGGACGCUACGCACUGGCGCUACGUCUAGAGUGCUUCAGGACUAUCCUUGGAGCUCAUAUGGACACGACCAUAGAUGUGUCUGACCCUGUCUCUGACCGCUUCUAUAAGGAUGUCUGGAUGACCACCGCUGGACGCAACGCAACCAUCUAUGAGAAGGUGUUCCGGUGCCUGCCGUCCUCCCUGGUUCGUAACAUGUCUGAGUUAGAGAGUUACCAGACGAACCCAGGCCUGGCCCAGUCUGACACGGGUAAAGCCCAGGAGGAGCUAAGGAGGAUCAGAGGGUUCCUGGUUCAAUUCCCUCUGGACUUCCUCUCAGAACAGAACCUAAUGCCUUCUGUUGGGACCAAGGAGGGCAUGGUGCCUACUGAGAUCUGGACCUAGGACAAGACACACACACACACACACAGGACAAGACACACACACACACACACACAGACCACUGUAUUGAACUGUGGAUCUUUAGAAUGAAGUUGAACUCUGGACCUCCAGCUGAUAGCUGACAACUUAAACCACAAACAUGGAGGACCAUGAUGCUGCUUGGCCCGUCACAUCCACAACUCAGCCAAUGAGACUGCUUGCCACACGGACUAAUGAGGAAGUGCAGGGUUCUCAUAUCCAUUCAGGAGGACGCAACGCUACAGGAUAUUCAGAUAGAAAUAUAUGAAUAUGGAGCUAACCAGGUCCCUAUCCUACAUGAUGAGAGGUGAUGAUCUGUUCUACACAAUAUAUUUCUAUCUCCAAAUGUAUAGGUUUAGAAUGUUUCACCUGACUGAAUACACCUGAAAAUGGGUGAAGAAAAUGAGCACCUAAUUCCAAAGUAGAAACUCCUUCAUUUCUAAAUGUUUUCUCCUGUUAUAUGCCUUCUGGACGCGACCCUGGACACUCUCCUAUGCCUGUCACCUACUCCGUUUGUUAUGCACGUUCGUACGGUCGUAGCACUGCGUAAGCUGACAUACUGUCUUUAGCUGUAGUGCCUAAAGGUCUGUUCUUUCUUUCUAGAAUGGAGGUUGUCUUUGAGAAGAAGACAUGUAAAUGUUUACAAUCUAAAUAUGGAAUUGUUCCGUAAAAUCGUAAUUGUAAAACGAGACUUUUAAAGCUCAUCCUAAAUGUUAUGUUAAAUGAACCACAAAAUGUCCCGAUAAAAAGUCACAGAAUUUCAGCAUGAAUCACAACUACCUACGGCCUUCUGUCUUCUGCCUUUAGGUACACCUACUGUUCUAUCACGCCCUGUAAGUACUUGUAUCGCCUAUUGUAUAAAUAAUGUAUCAUAUUGCCUAUUAUUUAAUUAAAUCAUCAAUCCCAUCA
Molecule: messenger RNA, 4367 nt
Organism: Salmo salar (Atlantic salmon)
Lineage: Eukaryota; Metazoa; Chordata; Actinopteri; Salmoniformes; Salmonidae
Product: phospholipase D1
Biological process (GO): phosphatidic acid biosynthetic process; regulation of vesicle-mediated transport; phospholipid catabolic process
Cellular component (GO): intracellular membrane-bounded organelle; plasma membrane region
Molecular function (GO): D-type glycerophospholipase activity; phosphatidylinositol binding
Source: RefSeq, a predicted model, not a curated record